AUGUCUUCACGGGUCGCGAGUUCUGAAUUGCGAGAGUCCGCUCUCAGAAAUCGCUUGCGCGAACGAACCGGAAGUAUUUUCAAAAGUCGUCACGAAUCUGGUAUGGGACGCUCGCAAGGCAUCAGUCAUGAGCAGAUUUUGAUCUCGUCAAGUCCAACAUCUUUGGCCCAAAUUGCCAAAAAUUUAGAUGGUGAUAUCCUCGGGUUUUCCAAGCAUCGCACUGUCGAUAAUAUUAUGGUCUUGGGAGCCACCGGUCUCACAGGAUCACUAAUUAUUGCCAACUUGAUACAGCCAUGGAUAUAUUUGAACUCAACAAAUGAAAUUCAGCGUAAACUGGACAAUUUGGGUCCUUCCACCGAACUACUUGACAAAAACAAUCACUUCUUCAAAAGACCGAAACAACCUCUCUGCAACGUACUGACACGCAAGAAAACCGUGGAAAUAACGAAAAACGUGUUCUGCUUUUCGAGGAAACCAAUUGAACCUGGCACUGUCGGUAGUCUCAGCGAACACGAUUCUGGCUGGGAACACUCAAUUCGUUAUAGAGGGUCCACGUUAUUGUGCAGAUACGAAAACUUCGAAUGCGAUGAACCAGUGGUGAGCAUGGGGUACGUGGAGCUACCAGUCUCUUUACAGCAGCAAGAAGAGAAAACAGCCAUUGAAAUGCACGUUCAACAAUAUUCUUAUCGUCUCAAAUAUGAAAAUUCGCAGGACGAACAUGGACAAACCUGUCGUCACACGUUGACCGUGGAACUCAAGAUAAAUGUGGUGUCGCUGAUAGAAAAGGAUUCCGAGAAAUGGCCCGAGCUGUUCAAGACUUUGUUUGGCGAAGAGCCCACUACCGCCAGUGUUGUGACCAAAAAACUCGAGCAGACGAUGCUUUGGAAUUUCCCUUCGUUGAAGCAAGUUGGCACAAUAAUAUCUGCACUGGGAUCGUCAGAUCAUCAGCAGCGGACGACCAACAUUUCCCGGUCGUUUGUAGACUAUGAUUUGAAUAUGCAAAUGAUCCAAGUCUUCAGCCAGAGUAAAGAUGUCACCACACCGAAGAAGGCCGUUGUCAUCACAAGUUUCAACAAUUUGCUCCUAAGCUCUGUGUCAAGAUAUUUUAACACUAAGUUGAGCUUGGAACAGGACCUGGCGACCAGAGUGCCAGGUCUAGACAAGCUCAUUAUUUUGAGACCUGGUCCAUUAGUUGGCUCGCACUCUUCGAACAACACAGGCGAUUCCAGUCUUCAAGAGACAAAACCGGCUUUCAUUCCAGAAACGCUUUUCGCAAUCUAUCGUGUCAAGAGAAGCUGCUUAAGACGCAAGAUCAGGUUUGCUAGAGAUUUGUCCACAUAUGGUCUGAAGCUGAAACUGGGUGAGAUAGUGGCCAGAAUAGCGUACCAUCGCUCUUGUUCCCCUCUUAUUGGUUACGUUGUACCAGCAUACAAAGUUGCAUACGUCGCGGUUUUGAAGUCGCUUUACUUGACGGACGGCGACGGUUUUGUGGAAGUCAUUAAAAGUGACAAGAUCGAUCAUCUAACAUAA
Messenger RNA from Lachancea lanzarotensis, 1530 nucleotides. It is a transcript of the gene HIM1, whose product is annotated as LALA0S05e01970g1_1. The coding region runs from base 1 to 1530 and encodes 509 amino acids. The record is from RefSeq and is a predicted model, not a curated record. Lineage: Eukaryota; Fungi; Ascomycota; Saccharomycetes; Saccharomycetales; Saccharomycetaceae. The transcript has a single exon.